GGAUGAUUCCCAUCGACUUGUUUUUUUUUUGUUCUUUGACCAUCAUUUUCAGUAUGAUAAAAAUCUGUGCAUACUCUUGUCUUCUUUCUGCUCUGAGUUUUGUGGAGAUGAAUCCUCUCAGCAUAACUGGCCAUGUUGGGAAAAGUUUGACAAUCAAAUGCUCAGACUGGGAUGCUUGGACUGAUGUAAGAUAUAAUGUGAAGUACUUUUGUGACAGUCCAUGCACAGAAGACAAACACGUCAUUAUCAAAGCAGCAUUUGGAGAGACUACAUAUAAAAACAGAAUAGAGGUAACUAACACAGCAGAUGGUUUAUUUGUGACCUUCACUAAUCUCCAAGAGUCAGACUCGAAGACAUAUUACUGUGGAGCAGAGAAAUUUGGCCGUGAUUCAUACAUAAAGGUCAAUCUUAAAGUCACAAAAGCUGAGUCUUACAGUCCCAAGACGACUCCAAAAAAAGUCACUGCUGGUCCCACUCUCUCAUUUACUGUGACAGACGACUCCAUCACGUCUUCAAACAGCUCAGAUAAUGUUAGUGAUAUGUCUAUGUCACAUACAACCCUGAAUACAAUGUUACCCACUGGAUCGACAACACAAGGAGCAGGAUAUGUACCGUAUUUGACUGCAGGUGUGAUUUUGAUAAUCAUAGUGAUGGUCGUACUGAUUCUUGCCUGGAAGAAGAUGAAGAAACAACAGGAGGGCCGGUCCUGAUCAAGUCUACCAAUCACUCCACCAGUUCACGAUGGAUGAAGACAAAGUCUACAGCACUCUCACACCCUUCAAAAGCGAACAGCACUCCACACAGCUUUGUCACAACGUUCACUGAUCACUGCAGCAGGAGCUAUUGCAUCACUAUCAUAUGGCAGAAUGUUGAAAGAUACAUAUGUUCUCACUCUGGCCUGCAGCUACUAACUUACCGCCAUUUUGGUUCUCUUUACAAAUAUGUGGUCACUUUGUAAAUACAGUAUGUCUCACAAAUGCCUUGUCUGUCAGUUAAAUGUAUUAUGUAACUUUAUCUAAUUUAACACUGGUCUAAUAACACAGCAAUGUCAUGUGGGUGCAGUUGCUGAUGGACACAUUUUUGAUUAAUAUUGCAUCUGAUGAAAGUCUUUGAAGGUGUAUCUUCCAUUUCCACAGUAUUCUCUUUCUGUUCUCCAACAUUAAACCCUUCUUUGUCAAAUUUUCUUUUGGACAAAUUGAGAAUCUAUGCUAUGCGGACAGAAAUCUGUUUAAACGGUCAUAUUAUGGGGGUGUAUCUCACAUUUGAGGACAAAUGCAUGGUCCCCACAAAGAAAUUGAUUAAAAUUUCUGAUUAAGAACUGAUAUAUUGUUAAGGUUUGGGAUGGGUGGUCAUAUUAAUUUUUAAAUCCAUUCUUUUUUUUAAUAUGAAAGUGAUUCUUUGUACUUAAAUAAUAAAGUAAUAAUGCAAAAAA
Messenger RNA from Epinephelus fuscoguttatus (brown-marbled grouper), 1432 nucleotides. RefSeq names its product CMRF-35-like molecule 4. The transcript has 5 exons. Lineage: Eukaryota; Metazoa; Chordata; Actinopteri; Perciformes; Serranidae. The record is from RefSeq and is a predicted model, not a curated record. The coding region runs from base 3 to 710 and encodes 235 amino acids.